Molecule: messenger RNA, 552 nt
Organism: Spinacia oleracea (spinach)
Lineage: Eukaryota; Viridiplantae; Streptophyta; Magnoliopsida; Caryophyllales; Amaranthaceae
Product: acetyltransferase At1g77540
Exons: 2
Coding region: 62-406 (114 amino acids)
Source: RefSeq, a predicted model, not a curated record
UAUGAGUAGUUGUUAACUGUAGGGGUGUGUGAGAGAGCUUCCUAGAGAAAAAAAACAAGAGAUGGCGGCAAACAACAAAGAAAAAGAUGGAGGAGCAGAUGAACCCAGAAUAAUAUGGAGCGAAAAUCGAGACAGAUUCGAAACAGAAGACAAGAAAGCUUAUUUAGAAUACCAUCUUCAAAUCCAUGGAAAUUCCCAAAUCAUGAACAUUCUUCACACCUUCGUUCCUACUUCCAAACGAGGCCUUGGAUUAGCCUCUCACCUCUGCGUUGCCGCCUUCAAUCAUGCGCAGUCUCACUCUUUGUCCGUCAUUCCAUCAUGCUCCUAUGUCUCUGACACAUUUCUUCCAAGAAAUCCAACAUGGAACUCGUUAGUCUACAAAGAAGAUCUUAAAUCCAGUAUCUGAAGCUUCUUUCUGCAACUUCCCUACUCAAAUACUAAAAUACAAGCUUUGUAAUGCUACUGUAACACGCAUUGCGUUGUAUCAAAAAGGAUAUUGUAAUCGAAAAUACAUUUGAUUUUAUAAAUAUUACUGUUUCCCAGUUUCCUUCA